AUGGCGUUCGCUGAGCAGCAGCGCUGGAUCACUGUCCAGCAAAAGACCUUCACAAAAUGGCUCAAUACCAAGUUGGAGGCUAGGGAGCUAGAGGUCAAGGACCUGGUGAAGGAUCUUAGUGAUGGUGUGCUUCUUAUCCAUUUGCUAGAAUCUCUAUCAAACGAAUCAUUGGGACGGUAUGCCGCCAAGCCCAAGCUACGAGUGCAACGCUUUGAGAAUGCCAAUCUUGCUCUGGACUUCAUCAAGUCGAGGGGCAUCCAGAUGACCAACAUUGGUGCUGAGGAUGUCGUCGACGGGAACAGAAAGAUUAUAUUAGGCCUAAUAUGGACUCUAAUUCUAAGAUUUACCAUCAGCGAUAUCAACGAAGAGGGCAUGACAGCAAAAGAAGGCUUGCUAUUAUGGUGCCAACGAAAGACAGCGUGCUACGACGAGGUGGAUGUCCGAGACUUUAGUGCCAGCUGGAACGACGGGCUUGCUUUUUGUGCCUUGCUGGACAUACACAGGCCGGACCUGAUCGACUACGACGCAUUGGACAAGUCAGACCGCCGCGGGAACAUGCAGAUGGCUUUUGAUAUAGCUCACAAGGAGAUUGGCAUCCCCAAACUCCUGGACGUGGAGGAUGUCUGCGAUGUCGCCAAGCCGGAUGAGCGCAGUCUGAUGACUUACAUUGCCUACUGGUUCCAUGCUUUCUCGCAAAUGGAAAAGGUCGAAAAUGCAGGUCGACGUGUGGAGAAAUUCGUCAACAACAUGCAAGGAGCCUGGGAAAUGCAGAGUGCUUACGAGAGGCGCAUGGCAGCACUCUUGAAGAAUAUCCGAGAGCAAGUCGAGAGGUGGCAGGCUGCCAAGUUCGAGGGGACCUAUACGGAUGCCAAGGCCCAAGCCACAGAAUUUGCAUCAUACAAGAAGGGCAAGAAGAGAGAAUGGGUUGCCGAGAAGAGCGAAUUGGCGACAUUGCUGGGGAACAUCAAGACUAAGCUGGGGACAUAUCGACUAAGGCCAUAUGACCCCCCUGCUGAGUUGCGCCUCGAAGUCAUGGAGAGGGAGUGGUCAAAUCUGGCACGGACAGAGAUGAACAGGGGCCAGUUGAUCAACGAGACAAUCCGAGACAUCAAGAACGCCCUUCGCAAAUCCUUUGCAGACAAGGCAAACGACUUUGCCAUGGCUCUCAACACUAUGCAGCUAGCUAUUUCUGGUCUGGAAGGUGAGGUCGAAGACCAGCUACAUCACGUCCGAAAACUCAGCGACAAUCUACCACCAAUGGAUGCUUACCUCAAGACUAUCGCUCUGGUUGACGAGAAGUGUCAGGAGGCAAACAUUGAAGAAAACGAUUUCACCACAUACACCUACGACGAGCUUUGCUAUGAGCUGUCACUAGUAAAGUCAUCGGUCUCUAAGAAGCUCUCCUUCUUAGAGAAUCAGAUAGUAGCGCGAGAUAUGACAAACUUGACCCCGAUUCAGCUUGAGGAGUUCGAGUCCGUAUUCCGCCACUUCGACCGGGACGACAGCAACUCACUGCAAGAGCUCGAGUUCAGCGCGGCGCUCGCCUCGCUCGGCCUGGUCUUCUCCGAGGACGAGAUGCACGAGUACUUCCUGGAGACGUCGGGCGGCCGCGACCGCGUCACCUUUGAGCAGUACAUCCGCUUCCUGGUCGAGGUGACCGAAGACCAGAACACGGCCGAGCAGGUCUUCCAGUCGUUCCGCGAGGUCGCCGACGGCAAGCCGUACGUCACCGAGAUGGACCUGCGCCACAGCCUCGUGCCCGACGAGGUCAUCGAGAAGCUCGUCGAGAUCAUCCCGCCCCACAACGGCCCCGACAUGCAGGCCGACCGCGGCAUGCCGCAGUAUGAUUACAUCUCCUUCAUGGAGAAGAUGAUCAACGAGGAGUCGGAAUCCGGACGCAUGUCGCCCGUGAAGGGAGGGCCGCUGACGGAUAGGGGGGACAUCAACAUCGGCAGCCCGAGGAAGGAGAGCAAGCUGAACGGUUACCAUUAA
Molecule: messenger RNA, 1992 nt
Organism: Phaeoacremonium minimum UCRPA7
Lineage: Eukaryota; Fungi; Ascomycota; Sordariomycetes; Togniniales; Togniniaceae
Product: putative alpha- sarcomeric (f-actin cross linking protein) protein
Exons: 3
Coding region: 1-1992 (663 amino acids)
Biological process (GO): actin cytoskeleton organization; actin filament bundle assembly
Cellular component (GO): actin filament bundle; plasma membrane; actomyosin contractile ring
Molecular function (GO): actin lateral binding; calcium ion binding
Source: RefSeq, a predicted model, not a curated record